UGAAACUAAAGAAGUAAAAGAGAAUCUGCAUGGGUAGGUAAGGCAUAAUCCAUGCAACAUUUUUUUUUUUGCUCUGUUUGCUUAAAACUCUUAAUUUUGUUUUGCAAACAUCAGUUUUCUAUGUCAUGGUUUAACAGGAUUUGAUACAGUAAAAACAAAAAAGCCUCUUCUGUGGAAUUUAGUUACAGAAUUCUCAUUAAGGUGUACAUGAUGAAUGAGAUGCCUGCUGAUAUGGUAGGAAGAUUUGAACAUGUGAAACUGAAGCACUUAAAGCAGGAAAAAGAGUACAGAGAGAUAGCAGAGAUGCAGAAUCUUCGUGCUGCAAAUGGGGGAACAAAGCAGUGCUGUGGGGAACACAGACGAAGACUGGAGUUAUUCUGUCAGGAAGACGAGGCCUUUGUCUGUGUCCUGUGUGUUCCUGGACAUUCCAGCCACAGUUUUAUGUUUCUGCAUGAGGCAGUCAGUGUAUAUAAGGACAAGCUGAAGGUGGCUUUAACAUCUUUAGAAUCCAAGGUGAAAGAUUUUAAACAUUUGCAAAACAAUAUGGAGAAAAAUAUACUAGACACACAAGAAGAGGCUUUUACUCUGGAGGAAUUCAUCAAACAUGAAUUUGCAAAACUGCACAAUUUCCUCCAAGAUAAGGAACAGAAACUCAUCCAACAGCUUAGGGAUGAUGAAGUAAACAUCCUGAAGGACAUGACAGAAAGUCUUGAUUGUGUUAAACAUGAGUUGGAGCUCAAGAAUGAAGAAACAGAAGUUCUGGAAUGGAUGAACGAAAAGUCUGAAUUCAUUAAAAAUGAUAUAGCAACUCAGAAGACAUUUGAGAGCAAUUUGAAUCUCAUACAACAAGAACCUCCCUGCUUACUUACGGUACCAGAAACCUUUGAAGAUGUUGCUGUUACUUUCUCAGAAGAUGAGUGGCAGAUGUUAAGAAAAGAAGAUAAAGACCUUUACCGGGAAGUGAUGGUGCAGAACUAUGAAACCCUGGUUUCAGUAGUUAAGUAUCAUUCAGCUUAAAAAGCAAUAUUGUUUUCUUGAUGGUUAAAAGUGUAUAUGCCAGCUAUACCAGGAGAAGUAGGGCAGUGGAUGUGUAACAUAUGUGGUAAAGAUAGCUGGAAUUUUCUUUAACCAAUUAUAUGUCAUUUGUAUAUCAAACUGAU
Molecule: messenger RNA, 1160 nt
Organism: Protopterus annectens (West African lungfish)
Lineage: Eukaryota; Metazoa; Chordata; Ceratodontiformes; Protopteridae
Product: zinc-binding protein A33-like
Exons: 4
Coding region: 208-1017 (269 amino acids)
Biological process (GO): regulation of DNA-templated transcription
Molecular function (GO): zinc ion binding
Source: RefSeq, a predicted model, not a curated record